GACGAUAAAACCCGAGAGCUGAAGCUCUCAUAAUCGCAGUCUUUCACCAGACGGUGUUCCAAUAUUUACCACAACAUCCGCUCUGCUUCGAGCCAGCCAGACGCAGAUAUCAACACACAGUCCACCAGUCUCAGUGGCUGGCUGGCAUCUUCUACCAAAACCAUGGCAACUUACAGAAGAAGACCUGUAUUCGGUUUCGUCGUUCUCCUGGCUAUAGGAGGUCUGACACAAGGACUUGCUAUCAGCGGAGGUGAACACGAACAGAAGAUACAGGAAGUAAGCACACAGAAGGAUUUAGAAGAUAGUGGCUCCUUAAGGAUGGCUAAAUUCCUGAAUUUCAAGUCACUGGUAUCUGGACAGUCCAACGAAGUAGACACAGAUACACCUACUGUGAAAGAAAACGAUUCAGACAGUCCUGUGACGGCCUUAUCUGGAAUGUACUCCGAUUGUAUAACUGAGUUUUCGUUUACUUGUGUCCAGAGGAAAGUUCUGGUCUUCUUUGAUCGCCUUGGAAGAAUGGAGAAUUUUAACUUAUUGGGGGAUUUCAUGUCUGUAGUUAGAACAAGGCCAGAUACGACACCAAGAAUAACAGAAGACGGUCUGAAGGCUCGACUUUAUACGGGUGGUAAUAUCGAGUCGGAUAUGGACUCCCUCAUGGACCUGGUAGCCGACAGGUUCUUCAGCAGCCACAUCUUACGGGUGAGGUUACCUGCUUGGACAGAAGCAUCGGUGCCUGGUGGAGCCGGAGAGGCGCGAACGGGGACCACAGUGGAUAUCAGCUUCGAGAAUUCCAUGGACGAAGAAGGUCGUUCUGGAAGGAAGAAGAAGAAGAAGAGAGGUAAAGGGAUGAAGAAGAUGAUGGGUAUGAUAGGGGCACUGAUGAUUGGCAAGUUGCUGGUGAUAGGCAAAGCCCUGCUGAUACUCAUCAAGAUCAAAGCACUCAAGGCCCUGUUGCUUGGCUCCUUGGCACUGCUCCUGUCAAAGAUCCAACUCAUCAAGAAGCUUAUGGCGAAGAAGGGAGGCGGUGAUCAUGGAGGACAAGAGAAACACAUCAUCGUGGUGUCUGGCGGCGAUCACGGGGGCGGUCACGGCGGUGGUGGUGGUGGCCACGACAGUUAUGGACCACCAAGUGGUGGGGGCGGAGGAGGCGGAUGGGAAGAUCGGUGA
This is a messenger RNA of Zootermopsis nevadensis, 1167 nucleotides long. RefSeq lists its product as uncharacterized. NCBI's taxonomy places the organism in Eukaryota, Metazoa, Arthropoda, Insecta, Blattodea, Termopsidae. The record is from RefSeq and is a predicted model, not a curated record. Gene Ontology annotation, cellular component: membrane.